Messenger RNA from Aspergillus versicolor CBS 583.65, 747 nucleotides. RefSeq lists its product as uncharacterized. Gene Ontology annotation, molecular function: catalytic activity. Gene Ontology annotation, biological process: nucleoside metabolic process. Bases 1 to 747 code for a protein of 248 amino acids. The transcript has a single exon. The record is from RefSeq and is a predicted model, not a curated record. NCBI's taxonomy places the organism in Eukaryota, Fungi, Ascomycota, Eurotiomycetes, Eurotiales, Aspergillaceae.
AUGGCAGAUAUGACGCCCUCCCCGACACUCAACGAGUACCAGAUUGGCUGGAUUUGUGCCUUGCCUGUUGAGGCUGCUGCUGCCCAGGAAAUGCUUGACGAGGACUUUGGCACACUCGAGGAGCAGGACACUUCAGACACAAAUAUAUAUACAUUGGGCCGGAUUGGAAAGCAUCAUGUCGUGAUCGCAUGCCUUGGCGGACAAUAUGGGACGACUUCAGCGACGACAGUUGCUAACCACAUGACGCGGACUUUUUCCAAAUCACUACGGAUUGGGUUAAUGGUCGGCAUUGGCGGAGCUAUACCAUCCGCUGCAAAUGAUAUACGGCUUGGCGAUGUUGUCGUUAGUUAUCCCACGGGCACCAGUGGUGGAGUUCUCCAGUAUGACAUGGGGAAGAUUGGCAGCAGCGGGGAGCUGGGCCAAACUGGAUCCUUGAACAGUCCACCUAGAAUACUACUGGCAGCGGUCAACCAGAUGCGAGCAGCUGUAUUAAGAAAAGACCCUGUUUACUACUCCUAUAUUCAGCAAGCGGCCCAACGAAAUGCACGAACACGACGCAACUUUAGUUACCCAGGCCCACAGAAUGAUCGGCUCUUCCAGGUCAGCUUUGAGCAUCCUGUGACUGCCGCUGACUGUGAUGACUGCUUGCAAGAGUGGGAAGUACGAAGAUGUGAGCGCGAAGAGACUGAACCGCAAGUGCAUUAUGGUAUCAUUGCGUCAGGAAAUGCGGUUAUUAAAAAUGCCUGA